Pimephales promelas (fathead minnow) is the source of this 2979-nucleotide messenger RNA. It is a transcript of the gene slc22a16, whose product is annotated as solute carrier family 22 member 16. Gene Ontology annotation, biological process: transmembrane transport. Gene Ontology annotation, molecular function: transmembrane transporter activity. The record is from RefSeq and is a predicted model, not a curated record. Gene Ontology annotation, cellular component: membrane. NCBI's taxonomy places the organism in Eukaryota, Metazoa, Chordata, Actinopteri, Cypriniformes, Leuciscidae.
CUAAAAGGAUCUAACAUGUCAUGUGUACAAAUUGAGUCAGAAGAGUCCUUCACACACUUGAGGAUCAAGCUGCUCAAGCUGCUCAAGCUGAAAAUGACCACUGGCGUGGAGCGACUAUUCGACGAACUUGGACACUUUAAAAGGUUUCAGGCAUGUCUCUACUUUGCUGCUAUUUUCCAGGCCAUCUCCUGUGGAAUACAUUACCUGGCCUCGGUUUUCUUAGUUGAAACGCCAAAAUUUCUUUGUGACACUCCAAAUAUUACAGACAUUCUAUAUAGAAAUCACUCAUCAACCUCUCUAGCAGAUAUUUGGACUCACUACAAGCCAGGUGAUAGGCCAGUGGUUGUACGGACAGCUGGAGGAGACCAGUGGGAACUUAGUCCUUGUUUAAAAGCGCUGCGGCUUGAUGUCAUCAAUUUUCAAUACGAGUUUUUUGGGAACAAGACUGUGGAGUCAUGUGGUGGCUUUGUCUAUGAUCACAGCGAGGUUGAGCAGAGCAUCGUAACAGACUGGGACUUGGUGUGUGACAAGGAAUGGCUGGCUAAGCUUUCUCAGCCAACGUUUAUGCUGGGAGUUUUGGUUGGAGCCUUGGUGUUUGGGGAUGUCGCAGACAGAAUUGGUAGACGGCCCAUUCUGAUGGCGACCAGUUUGUGCCAGUUUAUUUUUGGGGUGACUGUGGCCUUCACAGGAAACUACUACCUCUUUGUGGUGAUGCGUUUCCUUCUUGCCAUGGUGUCGAGCGGGUAUCUGGUUGUAGUCUUUGUCUAUGUGACAGAGUUUACAGGAAAUAAGGUGCGCACAUGGACCUCUAUGCAUGUGCACGCUGCCUUUGCUGUGGGCGUCAUGGUAGUGGCUCUGGUAGGGUAUCUUGUUCGUGUCUGGUGGAUCUACCAGAUAAUCCUCACUCUCAGUACCUCUCCAUUCUUGCUCUACUGCUGGAAGUUUCCAGAAACACCCUUCUACCUAAUGGCUAAAGGGCGGUACAAAGAAGCCCAGGAGCUGCUGGACACUAUGGCCUACUUCAAUGGCCUGCCACCCACCCUUAAGGUGUCAGAGCUUAAGGAUGAAUGUGAUGGAGCACUGUUAAAGGAUAAUAAGCAAUCAGGUGGGACCGCAAUGGAAGUCGAGAAGAGGCUAAGCAUCUUGGACAUGUUUGGAAGCUUGAAAAUGGCUGGCCGCAGCGCCACCUGCUGGGCUAUCUGGUUCAUUGGAAGCUUGGGAUACUAUGUCUUCAGCCUGGGGUCUGUCAACCUGGGAGGAAAUCAGUAUAUCAACCUCUUCCUGGCUGGUGCUGUUGAGAUUCCAUCAUACUUGAUUGGCUGCUUUGCAAUGGAUCGUGUCGGCAGGAAGAAUACAUGUGCUCCGGCUCUGCUGCUCGGUGGAGUAGCCUGCAUCCUCAUUAUUGUGGUGCCCCAGGAUAUUGAGGUAUUGGCUAUUGUCCUGAGUAUGACAGGGAAAUUUGCCAUUGCCAUUGCAUUCGGUCUGAUUUACUUGUACACCUGUGAGCUUUACCCCACAACUAUCAGGUCUCUGGCUGUAGGUAGUGGUAGUAUGAUGUGUCGGGUGGGAAGUGUGGUGGCUCCUUUCUGUGUUUACCUCGCUGACAUCUGGAUCUAUCUGCCUCAGCUCAUUGUGGGAAUUCUGGCUUUCAUCAUUGGGAUCCUGACUCUGUUUCUUCCAGAGACUCUAGGACAGCCCCUCACCUCGACUUUGAAAGAAGCUGAAGCUCUGGGCUCCAAGCCCAAAACAAAGAAUCCUCCGGUGGAUGCACUAGAGAUGAACCAAAUAUGAAAGCAUAAAUCCUUUUUUACACAGGAUUCCUGAAAGUGCCUUUACUGACUGACAACAGUACAUACUCCAAUAUGAAUGUGAAUCAAUGAAUCAAAUAAUUUUUUGAUGUGUACUACAGUUUUUUUUGUUUUGUUUUUUUUGUAGGCAUUUGUGGGUAGAUGAGGCUGUGUUGUGCGUGAGUGAGUUUGGAUAAUUACUGAAAACAUUGGUGGUAUAUUUAAUUGUGAAUGUUUUGAUAUUUUGUAAUUGUUAUGAAAAGUAUUAUCUUAAUUUUACCCAAGUAAGAACUUGCAAGCUUGCAACAGCUAAGUAUUACAAAAUGCAGCUCAGGAAGGGUCUAGAGCCUCCAUUUUUGCACUCAGGUCUAAGUCUCAUGGCCCUCUAUCAGAAUCCAGAGUUUCAAGAAGAUCAGAGGAACUUUUUUUUGUUAGAACGUAAAAUUUUAUCCUUUCUAUGACAUUUAUUUUAUAUUUUUUAGCACUUCCAUGUAUUUAGGACAUUUCAAAUUAAGCAAGGUAGGUCUAAAUAUUUUCCCCAGUGCAUAAUCUUGAUUUUUGAUACCAAUUUGGUGGGUAAUUAAACACAUUAUUGCAGAAAUUAUACUUUAAUCUUUCUUUUGCUUAGACAGAAAGCAGCCACUGUAAUACAUCCGAGCAGGACUUUAUUCCAGCUAAAGUGGGCCAGGUAAAAUGGCUUUCUCUCUAGACCUCAAUAUGGCUGAAAUAACAAACGUUAGCAAACGUUUAUUGUUGUAAUUAAGACCCCAUUCUAUAAUUGUUAAUUAUUUGACCUAUAAGCCUUAAUAUGGUAAAAAUUAAGACAUUUUAAGACUUUAAAAACUGCAAGAAAAUCUACAUUCUUUAGCAAAUUUAUUCAUAAAGUUUAAUAAUCAUUGAAAAAUUAUUCACUGACUAUAUAAUUGUCACAUCUUCACUACACUUCCCAGCAUCCUCUUGUCUCCACACCUGAACUCACUCCCUCAAUCAUCCACCUGUUCACCGUCCUGAUCAUCUGUGUCACCUGUCGUCACCUUGUUAGUGUUCAUUUUGUAUCUGUAUUUAAUUCUCUCUGUUUGCUUGUUGGUUCUUGGUUAUGCUUCAUGGAUAGUGUGUGUAAUCUUCUGCCAGUCUUCCUUGUACCUGUUUGGAGUUUUUGAGUAAAUGUUUUGUAUUAAAGCUUUGCAUCAGC